AUGCCCAACUCUCCGCUUGAAAAGACUCACGAAACGCAGAGAGAUCCAUCGUUCACUCAAGCCAGGACACAGAUGGUCGUCAUGAACAAAGCGCGAGAGAUGACACUGAUAGCCGCUCUGUUCGUGCUCAGCUGCCUCCUCAAGACAACGACGAGCCCCGCCACCUCGGCCUACUCGGGCGCGUGGAGGCCGGCCUCCUCCUUACUCCACGAGCUCUGCCACCUCGGGGUCCGCCCGCUGAUCCGUGACGAUGCCGAGGCCACCGCGCUGGCGUCCGCCGACUUCGGCAACGUGUCGGAUGCGCAGCCGGCGGCGGCGGCCGUGCUCUACCCAUCGUGCCCCGAGGACAUCGCCUCGCUGCUCCGGGCCUCGUGCAUGCACCCCUCCCCGUUCCCCGUGUCUGCCCGGGGCUGCGGCCACUCGACCCGAGGGCAGGCGUCCGCACCCCGCGGCGUCGUCGUGGACAUGCUGUCGCUCGGGUGCCAAGUCGGCGGGUCUGCUACCCGCCUCUCCGUCUCGGUCGAUGGCCGCUACGUCGACGCCGGCGGCGAGCAGUUGUGGGUGGACGUGCUGCGUGCUGCCCUGGCACACGGCCUCACCCCGAGGUCGUGGACCGACUACCUCCACCUCACCGUCGGCGGGACGCUCUCCAACGCCGGCAUCAGUGGCCAGGCCUUCCGCCACGGCCCCCAGAUAUCCAACGUCCAAGAGCUCGACGUGAUCACCGGGCUCGGGGAGAUGGUGACAUGCUCAAAGGAGAAGCACGCGGACCUGUUCGACGCCGUGCUGGGUGGGCUGGGGCAGUUUGGCGUCAUAACGCGGGCGCGCAUCCCGCUGAUCCCGGCGCCGGCAAGGGCGCGCUGGGUGCGGCUCUUCUACACGGGGGCCGCGGCGCUCACGGGCGACCAGGAGCGGCUCAUCGGCGUCGACCUCGGCACCACUGUGUCCGGGCUCAUGGACUACGUCGAGGGCUCGGUGGUGCUCGCGGACCAGGGCCAGGUAGGGAGCUGGCGCUCGUCGUUCUUCUCGGAAGCCGACGCGGCGCGCAUCGCCGCGCUCGCUGAGGAGGCCGGCGGCGUCCUUUACUGCCUCGAGGGAUCGCUGUACUACGGCGGCGCUGCUCUCGCCGGCGAGUCUGACGUCGACAAGAGGCUGGAGGUGCUGCUGCGGGAGCUGCGGUACGCGCGUGGGUUCGCGUUCGUGCAGGACGUGUCGUACGCGGGGUUCCUUGACCGGGUGCGCGACGGCGAGCUCAAGCUCCGCGCCGCCGGCCUCUGGGACGUGCCUCACCCCUGGCUCAACCUCUUCCUCCCGCGCUCCCGCGUCCUCGACUUCGCCGACGGCGUCUUCCACGGCAUCCUCCGCCGCGACGGCAGCACCGGCCCCAUGGGCCCCAUCCUCGUCUACCCCUUGAACCGGGACAGGUGGGACGGCGACACGUCCGCAGUGUUCCCGGAGGAGGAGGAGGUGUUCUACACGGUUGGGAUCCUCCGGUCGGCGGUGUCCGAGGGCGACCUUGGGCGUCUGGAGGAGCAGAACGAGGAGAUCUUGCGCUUCUGCGAGGAGGCAGGGAUACCGUGCGUGCAGUACCUGCCGUACUACGCCGCCCAGGCCGGGUGGGAGAAGAAGCACUUUGGUCCGGCCAAGUGGGCCAGGUUAGUGGAGCGGAAGAGGAAGUAUGAUCCCAAGGCUAUCCUGUCCCGUGGCCAGAGAAUUUUCACCUCCCCGCUGGCUUGA
Molecule: messenger RNA, 1737 nt
Organism: Triticum turgidum subsp. durum (durum wheat)
Lineage: Eukaryota; Viridiplantae; Streptophyta; Magnoliopsida; Poales; Poaceae
Source: the annotation of a GenBank genome assembly